Pocillopora verrucosa is the source of this 432-nucleotide messenger RNA. RefSeq lists its product as uncharacterized. The record is from RefSeq and is a predicted model, not a curated record. NCBI's taxonomy places the organism in Eukaryota, Metazoa, Cnidaria, Anthozoa, Scleractinia, Pocilloporidae.
AUGGCUGAAAGAGCUUGCAUGUUUGAGAACAAAUUCGUUUCCAGAUGUUCCAAGGCACGUGGAUUUCGUACAGUCAUCAACGUCCGGUUACAUCAUUUAUUGGAUGCAUCAAAAGAUGGUUACGGAGCAGUAUGGUACCUAAGGAUUGUCAACGACAAAGGUGUCCCGCAUUGUUCGUUUGUUCCAGGCAAAACUUGCGUAACUCCCCUGAAAAUGGUGUCCAUACCGCACCUCGAGUUGGCAGCAGUAGUGGUCGCUGUGAAAUUGAGUUGCCUGAUUCGAAAUGAAUUAGAGUAUCUCAAACAUGAUAAAAUCUACGGUACAGAUUCUACCGAAGUCUUGCAGGACAUAUGUAUUGAAUUAAGAAGAUUUUACACAUUUGUUCCUAACAGAGUUACCAUGAUAAAGGCCAGAUCCACACCACAUCAAUAG